Messenger RNA from Coregonus sp. 'balchen', 23532 nucleotides. NCBI's taxonomy places the organism in Eukaryota, Metazoa, Chordata, Actinopteri, Salmoniformes, Salmonidae. The record is from the annotation of a GenBank genome assembly.
GAUGAAUUGACUGCGUUGAAUGUGAAGCAAGGAUUUAAUAAUCAACCGGCAGUGUCAGGGGAUGAACAUGGAAGUGCUAAAAAUGUCAACUUCAAUCCCUCAAAGGUGAUCUUCUACUCAUUAAUGUUUCUCUCUGUAUUACAUGUAGUGAAUCAUUAUGCAUGGUGUAUGUACAGUAGGAUAUUUAGUUAAUUGCAUACUUCCCUAUUACCCCAACAGAUUAGUUCAAACUUCAGCAGCAUCAUUGCAGAGAAGCUGCGUUACAACACAUUUCCAGACACAGGCAAACGGAAGCCGCAGGUCAACCAGAAGGACAAUUUCUGGCUUGUUACUGCCAGGUCACAGAGCUCUAUCAACAACUGGUUUACAGAUUUGUCUGGAACUAAACCACUCACCCAGCUGGCCAAGAAGGUAGGACUUUGUACCAAAAACAUCCCCGGGGGCCACAUUCAGCAGAGCACUACAUUGUGAAAGAAAUAUGUUGUGUUCUGGCCUGGGGUGGUCUAGCGGUCUAUGCUGUUGCCUCUGGAGCACAUGUACAAUGUACCACUGCCAGCAUGAGUUCGAAUCCGGCUCACUGUUCUUUCAGCACUCUCUUUCCCUUCUUCACCUCUCUAUCUCUCACCAUUCAAUAAACAUACAAAAUGCCCCAAAAAUAUAUAUAAAUAAAUAUGAUAUGUAGGAAGAACAAGCCUCUCUGACAUGUAAACUAAGGAAUCGUAUUGGCUCUAUUAAUGAAAUUUCAAUCUACAAAGUUCGAGAAUGUUUACCUACUGAACAUGGCCCUACUCUUCCCAUGACUAAGUCAACUUUAACCAGAAGCACAAGCACAAUAUGUCUGCCUUGGGUGAAUUAUACUGUCUUUACUACAUCGCAAUUAUUAGACUGUCACUUAACAUAAUACAAAAUAUUCUGCAGCAACAUCCUCCAUCAUACCUUGUUUUGUUAAAUUGUGUUGGUGUACCAGGUGCCAAUCUUUAGUAAAAAGGAGGAGGUUUUUGGCUACUUGGCCAAGUACACAGUACCUGUGAUGCGGUCAGCAUGGAUGAUCAAGAUGACCUGUGCGUAUCACGCCGCCAUCACAGAAACAAAAGUCAAGAAGCGGCACGUGAUUGACCCCUGCAUAGGUAAGCAAACACUCCUUAAAAUAUAUAGCCUAACCAUCCUCCUAGGAACAUCAUAGAUCUUUUUAUGGUUGAGCAUGUUCCAGCUAACCCCCUAUGGCCAAAGCUCCUCAUGAAUGUAACAUUCCAAUAUCCUGGGUGUGUUCACUGCCAUUUAGAAAAGAUAAGCUGCUAUAUCUCUAUAAUUUUGCUCGGUCAUGCUGCAUUAACAGGAGCAUAUGCCAUUGGGAUGAAUUGAACUCUAAUGCUAUGUUCUUUCUGUCUGCACUGCAGAAUGGACUCAGAUCAUCACUAAGUACCUGUGGGAACAGUUGCAGAAGGUGGCCGAGUUCUACCGCCAGUCUCCCAGCCAGGGCUGUGGCUCUCCUCUCCCGGCCACCUCGGCCGAGGUGGAUACGGCAAUGAAGCAGUGGGAGUACAACGAGAAGCUGGCCAUGUUCAUGUUCCAGGUUGGAUGGUCCUUUGGUUUGUCUGUUUCUUUGUCUGUUUGCCUGCCUGUGUCAGGUUGCAUGUCUGUCUCUCUGUCUGUUUGUCUGCCUGCCUCAACCGGGGACCUAUGUAUCUGCCUUGUCUGAUGAGUUUGUGAUAAGCGAAAUAUAUAUACAUUUUCACUAAACAGUUUGAAAUUGAUUGAGUUGUUACUUGGUUCGAAUUUUGUGACUUUGAUGUUAGCUUUUCGUCAUUGCAUAGCUGUCUGCAAUGGCUGUUGUGGUAGUAUAGCCCUAUUUCACUAUUACGUCACUGUAUAAACAACGUGCUGCAUGCCGGGUUCAUUAGGGGGAAAACAGCUAGCAGCUAGCAAGUUAGCUUCUUUUUAGAGGGCCAGUCAUUUCUGUGGUAAACUAAACCAUGAGGUAAGCGAUAAGACAUUUUAAUGUAUGAUUUUAUGAUUAAUGCCAGAUGCAAUCAUAGCAUGACAAACAAGAAAAAACAGUUCACUUUGGGCAUUUUAUGAUGCUAAUCUCUAGCUAGCCCACAUACAGUACAUUGUUUCCACCGUAACGUACAGUGCCUUCAGAAAGUAUUCACACCCCUUGACUUUUUCCACAUUUUGUUAUAAAUUGGGAUUAAAAUGGAUUUUUAUUUUUUCAUGUUCUACACAAAAUACUAAUGUCUGUGGAUAAGUGGAUUCUUAUGUAGAAGGGCUGAGGAGCUCAGUUCUGGUGACUCUUUAAAAUAACAUUCUACUCCAAAAUGAAAGAAAAUAAGCAUGCUGACACCAAAAUAGAAUUUCCACCUCCAGCAAUUAGCCCAAUAACACAUUGGGGAAAUGAUUUGUUAAAAUGAUUUCAACAUAUUGUGCCAUGUACUGUAUAUACAGUGGGGAAAAAAAGUAUUUAGUCAGCCACCAAUUGUGCAAGUUCUCCCACUUAAAAAGAUGAGAGAGGCCUGUAAUUUUCAUCAUAAGUACACGUCAACUAUGACAUACAAAUUGAGGGAAAAAAAUCCAGAAAAUCAUAUUGUAGGAUUUUUAAUGAAUUUAUUUGCAAAUUAUGGUGGAAAAUAAGUAUUUGGUCACCUACAAACAAGCAAGAUUUCUGGCUCUCACAGACCUGUAACUUCUUCUUUAAGAGGCUCCUCUGUCCUCCACUCGUUACCUGUAUUAAUGGCACCUGUUUGAACUUGUUAUCAGUAUAAAAGACACCUGUCCACAACCUCAAACAGUCACACUCCAAACUCCACUAUGGCCAAGACCAAAGAGCUGUCAAAGGACACCAGAAACAAAAUUGUAGACCUGCACCAGGCUGGGAAGACUGAAUCUGCAAUAGGUAAGCAGCUUGGUUUGAAGAAAUCAACUGUGGGAGCAAUUAUUAGGAAAUGGAAUACAUACAAGACCACUGAUAAUCUCCCUCGAUCUGGGGCUCCACGCAAGAUCUCACCCCGUGGGGUCAAAAUUAUCACAAGAACGGUGAGCAAAAAUCCCAGAACCACACAGGGGGACCUAGUGAAUGACCUGCAGAGAGCUGGGACCAAAGUAACAAAGCCUACCAUCAGUAACACACUACGCCGCCAGGGACUCAAAUCCUGAGUGUCCCCCUGCUUAAGCCAGUACAUGUCCAGGCCCGUCUGAAGUUUGCUAGAGUGCAUUUGGAUGAUCCAGAAGAGGAUUGGGAGAAUGUCAUAUGGUCAGAUGAAACCAAACUAGAACUUUUUGGUAAAAACUCAACUCGUCGUGUUUGGAGGACAAAGAAUACUGAGUUGCAUCCAAAGAACACCAUACCUACUGUGAAGCAUGGGGGUAGAAACAUCAUGCUUUGGGGCUGUUUUUCUGCAAAGGGACCAGGACGACUGAUCCGUGUAAAGGAAAGAAUGAAUGGGGCCAUGUAUCGUGAGAUUUUGAGUGAAAAUCUCCUUCCAUCAGCAAGGGCAUUGAAGAUGAAACGUGGCUGGGUCUUUCAGCAUGACAAUGAUCCCAAACACACCGCCCGGGCAACGAAGGAGUGGCUUCGUAAGAAGCAUUUCAAGGUCCUGGAGUGGCCUAGCCAGUCUCCAGAUCUCAACCCCAUAGAAAAUCUUUGGAGGGAGUUGAAAGUCUGUGUUGCCCAGCUACAGCCCCAAAACAUCACUGCUCUAGAGGAGAUCUGCAUGGAGGAAUGGGCCAAAAUACCAGCAACAGCGUGUGAAAACCUUGUGAAGACUUACAGAAAACGUUUGACCUGUGUCAUUGCCAACAAAGGGUAUAUAACAAAGUAUUGAGAAACUUUUGUCAUUGACCAAAUACUUAUUUCCCACCAUAAUUUGCAAAUAAAUUCAUAAAAAAUCCUACAAUAUGAUUUUCUGGAAUUUUUUUCCUCAUUUUGUCUGUCAUAGUUGACGUGUACCUAUGAUGAAAAUUACAGGCCUCUCUCAUCUUUUUAAGUGGGAGAACAUGCACAAUUGGUGGCUGAUUAAAUACUUUUUUUCCCCACUGUAGCCUAUGCAAGGUCCAUAUUAUCAGGUAUGCUAUUAGCAAUAAACAUUAUCACCUUUAGCCCAACUGAUGCAGCAAAGUGCAAAUAAAUAGGCUGAAGCAUGGGGUUGCCUAUCUCCAUUUACCAUAUUGGGCUAAUCAUUAGCCUGAUCUCAAAUGUGAUCUUUUAACUAGUUAUUAUCAUAUUGAUGAAUUUUAUGUCCCCAAAAAACGUGCAUAAACACUGAAUAUAAUGUAGGCCUACCUGGAAGGGUAACUUGGGGUAAAAAGCCCCCUGCUUGUACUUCUCACAGAAACCACUUGGUCACAAUCUUUUCCCCCGCUACUCUUGCUCAACAAAAAAUAUUAUCUGUCUCAUCACAAAACCCCGGGUUGAAAAUGUUGCAAUUCGUGCAUAUUUAGGAGUUGAGAAAUAAAGUAGGAAUGGAAAGCUGGCAUUCCCCUCUUUUUAACAAAAGCCAUUACAACUGCUGUUUUUGCGAUUGCAAGGUUAUUAUUUUUGUGUCCCCAAUUGGUAGUUAGUCUUGUCCCAUCGCUGCAACUCCCCUGUGGACUCGGGAGAGGCGAAGGUCGAGAGCCAUGCGUCCUCCGAAACACGAACCUGCCAAGCCGCACUGCUUCUUGACACACUGAUCGCUUAACCUGGAAGCCAGCCGCACCAAUGUGUCGGAAGAAACACCGUCCAGCUGGCGAUGGGACCCUCGCCUAACCCAGAUGACACUGGGCCAAUUGUGCGCCGCCUCAUGGGUCUCCCGGUCACGGCCGGGACGUCACACAGCCUGGGAUUGAACCCGGGUCUGUAGUGACACCUCAAGCACUGCGAUGUAAUGCCUAAGACCGCUGCGCCACUCGGGAGGCCAACAAUUGCAAGAAUUGUGGUGCAUUGAGUGCUUGUCAGAAUGCAUGUUUCCCUCCCAAUGGCACUUAUAACAUGAAUGCGCCACGAGAGGAAUAUAUAUCUAGCAUAGAACACAACAACAAGCCUACUAGGUAAAUAUAUAAACUAUUCUAAUAUGGGCUUGUUAGAUUUUUCUAUUAAUUACUCGUUUUGUUUGCGGAGGAAAAGUACAUUUGGAAUGUUCUAGCAUCUUCAAAAUGCGCCUCAGCGGAAAUAUUUGUUAAUGUUCCAUAUAGUUUUUUGUUGCGUGGCGGCAAUGAUUUUGCCGUGGCGCAGCACCACAUCAAAAUGAGUGCAGCGUAAACGCUGCCUUGUGGUGAAAUCCCUGAGCAGUUUCCUUCCUCUCCGGCAACUGAGUUAGGAAGGACGCAUGUAUCUUUGUAGUGACUGGGUGUAUUAAUACACCAUCCAAGGCGUAAUUAAUAACUUCACCAUGCUCAAUGUGAUAUUCAGUGCUUUUUAAAGUUUUACCCAUCUACUAAUAGGUGCCCUGCUUUGCGAGGCAUUUGAAAACCUCCCUGGUCUUUAUGGUUGAAUCUGUGCUUGAAAUUCACUACUCUACUGAGGGACCUUACAGAUAAUUGUAUGUGUGCAAAAAUCAUGUUAACCACUAUUAUUGCAACUUAUUAUGUGACUUGUUAAGCAAAUGUUUUACUACUGAAGAUAUUUAUGCUUGCCAUAAGAAAGGGGUUGAAUACUUACUGACUCAAGACAUUUCAGCUUUUAAUUCUUUAUUAAUUUGUAAAAAAUCAAAUAAAUCCACUUUGACAUGGUGGGGUAUUGUGUGUAGAUCAGUGGCACAAAAUGUUCAAUUCAGGCUGUAACACAACAAAAUGUGCAAUAAGUCAAGGGGUGUGAAUACUUUCUGAAGGCACUUUAAUAGUGAAAUGGGGUAGCCGGCAUCAUACACCACAUUCUUUACACUGACGUAAUAGUGAAAUGAGGUAAUUUCAUAGGGUUAACUUACCCUAAAUACUUCAUGCUGUAGAAGGCCAAGCAAUAACAAACGGUUGUUUGCUUGUAUCCAGGAUGGCAUGCUAGACAGACACGAGUUCCUCACGUGGGUGUUGGAAUGCUUUGAGAAGGUCCGACCUGGAGAAGAUGAGCUUCUGAAGCUGCUACUGCCCCUCCUGCUACAGGUAAAUGCCUAUAUACUAUCCAUCAUCUUAAUAAUUUGGUGGGUGCUUAUAUUUGUCCUAUUUCACAUAAGUGUGUAUUGGAAAUAUGUUUUUUUUUUGCAUAUCCCAACUCCUCCUGAGACACCCUCAGAGAGUGGGGUCACGGCCAGGGUCUGCCAUUAUCAACAGAGCAUUUAGGGUUAAGUGCCUUGCAUGAGCACAUGUUUCACCUAGUCAGCGCUUGGAUUUGAACUAGCAACCUCUAAGUUACUGGCCUAAUGCUGUAACCACUAGGCUAUCUUUCUCUUACUGCAGUGAUGGAUUUCAUUCUCCAAGUUACAAACCACAUAUUUCAUGUGGAAGGUGUAACUUAAGGAGACACUCACAGAGAUGUAAUUUAUCUUAAUGAAUCAGGAAAUGUCCAGGUUUUUUGACAUCCUCUAAUUGUACAGUUGGGGGCAUUAUAAGCUACUUUUUCAAACGACCUUUGGUGCAGCAAUGGUACAUUGUUAAUGUGACAAACUCUCUCGCAGGGUGACACCAAACACGAAGUUCAUUAGCAAUCAUCUAACAUUAACCUAUGUAACGAAAAACAUUUCAGAAAUAUGCCCCUGCCGGUACAGUUUAAUCCACUUUGAAGCAAAUGUAUUUACCUGCACUGCGUUACAGCUUAACUUUUACAGGUUAGUCAUUGAAGCUGACCUAGCUACCCUCUCCUCCGUUUUUCCCUGUAUUCCAUUGUUGUGAUCACAUAUCAGCUCUGAAGAGUGGGUACUGACCUUGUGAGUCGUGUGCCCUCCAUCAGUACUCAGGGGAGUUUGUGCAGUCGGCCUACCUGUCCCGGAGGCUGGCCUAUUUCUGCACGCGACGCCUCAACCUGCUGCUAAGCGACGGGAGCCUGGGGCCCGGAGCCGGGGGACACCCGGCCCACAGCAUCCUGGCACAGCCAGGGAACGCCCUGCCGCCCACGCCCACCUCCCAGCCCGCAGGGGGCAAUCAGCCCCAGACCCCCUUCACAGACUUCUACAUCUGCCCCCAACACAGGCCCUUGGUGUUUGGGCUCAGCUGCAUGCUACAGGUACACAAAAAACACACUCCAUAGCCUUUCCACUGAACUGAAUGGAUUGCCUAAUACUGCUACUGCAGUACUAUUAUACUACUAUUAAUAUUACUGUUAAGCCAUAAGGCUAGUAUAGUACAUGGCUAAGUUGGUAAUCUAGCUCUGGUAAAAUGUUCACUGUUGUGAUUGUUCCUGAUUAAAUUCUAUUGUAGAUUACAUUUUUCCAUAUUGUAAUAAACUGGAUAGGUGCAGUGAAAUGGGUUGUUUUACAGGGGCAGCCAUAGUAGUAUGGCGCCCCUGGAGCAAAUUAGGGUUAAGUGCCUUGUUUAAGGACACAUUGACAGAUAUUUAACCUUGUCGGCUCGGGUAUUCAAACCGGUGACCUUUCGGUUACUGGCCCAACGCUCUAACUGCUAGGCUACCUGCCGCCCUAUUGUCAACCACAUCCCUAAAUUCUUCUUCUCCUCGUCUUCGUUUCGUCAGAGUAUCAUGCUAUGCUGUCCCAGUGCCCUGGUGUGGCACUACUCUCUGACAGACAGCCGGAACAAGACUGGUUCCCCACUGGACCUACUGCCCAUCUCCCCCUCCAACCUGCCCAUGCCAGGGGGAAACGGCACCUUUACACAGCAGGUAAGGCCCAGAGUCUGGUUCCUGUCAAGGUUUCUUCCCACCUAGGGAGAUAUUCCAUGCAACUGUACCUUUGGCAUUGGGUUUGGAUUAUGACCCUGCUGAUUGCUGCGCAGCACUUUGAGACUAAUGCAUUUGUCGAUUGAUUGAAAGUGAUUUUAAAUAUUGACUGGCUUUCAUCAAGCUGCCUACUCAACAAAAAUCUUUAUAAACUGUAACCAGUGCCUGCAACCUGGUUCAGGUAUCAGUCAACCUACCAGGGUAGUUACAAACAGCACAGGAAUGAAAUUAUCAACAUGUAUUGAUCACAUCUUUAUUAAUGCUGCAGAAAUUUGCUUGAAAGCAGUGUCCAGAUCCAUCGGAUGUAGUGAUCACAAUAUAGUACCCAUACAGUGAGGGGGAAAAAAGUAUUUGAUCCCCUGCUGAUUUUGUACGUUUGCCAACUGACAAAGAAAUGAUCAGUCUAUAAUUUUAAUGGUAGGUUUAUUUGAACAGUGAGAGACAGAAUAACAACAAAAAAAUCCAGAAAAACGCAUUUCAAAAAUGUUAUAAAUUGAUUUGCAUUUUAAUGAGGGAAAUAAGUAUUUGACCCCCUCUCAAUCAGAAAGAUUUCUGGCUCCCGGGUUUCUUUUAUACAGGUAACGAGCUGAGAUUAGGAGCACACUCUUAAAGGGAGUGCUCCUAAUCUCAGUUUGUUACCUGUAUAAAAGACACCUUUCCACAGAAGCAAUCAAUCAAUCAGAUUCCAAACUCUCCACCAUGGCCAAGACCAAAGAGCUCUCCAAGGAUGUCAGGGACAAGAUUGUAGACCUACACAAGGCUGGAAUGGGCUACAAGACCAUCGCCAAGCAGCUUGGUGAGAAGGUGACAACAGUUGGUGCGAUUAUUCGCAAAUGGAAGAAACACAAAAGAACUGUCAAUCUCCCUCGGCCUGGGGCUCCAUGCAAGAUCUCACCUCGUGGAGUUGCAAUGAUCAUGAGAACGGUGAGGAAUCAGCCCAGAACUACACGGGAGGAUCUUGUCAAUGAUCUCAAGGCAGCUGGGACCAUAGUCAGCAAGAAAACAAUUGGUAACACUCUACGCCGUGAAGGACUGAAAUCCUGCAGCGUCCGCAAGGUCCCCCUGCUCAAGAAAGCACAUAUACAUGCCCGUCUGAAGUUGAACAAUGAACAUCUGAAUGAUUGAGGAGAACUGGGUGAAAGUGUUGUGGUCAGAUGAGACCAAAAUUGAGCUCUUUGGCAUCAACUCAACUCGCCGUGUUUGGAGGAGGAGGAAUGCUGCCUAUGACCCCAAGAACACCAUCCCCACCGUCAAACAUGGAGGUGGAAACAUUAUGCUUUGGGGGUGUUUUUCUGCUAAGGGGACAGGACAACUUCACCGCAUCAAAGGGACGAUGGACGGGGCCAUGUACCGUCAACUCUUGGGUGAGAACCUCCUUCCCGCAGCCAGGGCAUUGAAAAUGGGUCGUGGAUGGGUAUUCCAGCAUGACAAUGACCCAAAACACACGGCCAAGGCAACUAAGGAGUGGCUCAAGAAGAAGCACAUUAAGGUCCUGGAGUGGCCUAGCCAGUCUCCAGACCUUAAUCCCAUAGUAAAUCUGUGGAGGGAACUGAAGGUUCGAGUUGCCAAACGUCAGGCUCGAAACCUUAAUGACUUGGAGAAGAUCUGCAAAGAGGAGUGGGACAAAAUCCCUCCUGAGAUGUAUGCAAACCUGGUGGCCAACUACAAGAAACGUCUGACCUCUGUAAUUGCCAACAAGGGUUUUGCUACCAAGUACUAAGUAAUGUUUUGCAGAGGGGUCAAAUACUUAUUUCCCUCCUUAAAAUGCAAAUCAAUUCAUAACAUUUUUAACAUGUGUUUUUUUGGAUUUUGUUGUUGUUGUUCUGUCUCUCACUGUUCAAAUAAACCUACCAUUAAAAUUAUAGACUGAUCAUUUCUUUGUCAGUGGGCAAACAUACAAAAUCAGCAGAGGAUCAAAUACCUUUUUCCCUCACUGUAUCUAGGAAAACUAAAGUUUUAAAGGCUGGGCCUAAUAUAGUGUAUAAGAGGUCAUACAAUAGGUUUUGUAGUGAUUCCUAUGUUGUUGAUGUAAAGAAUAUAUAUGUUGAUCCGUGGUGUGUAAUGAGGAGCAAACAGACACUGCACUUGACACAUUUAUGAAAUUGCUUAUUCCAGUUACUAAUAAGCAUGCACCCAUUAAAAAAUUGACUGUAAAAACUGUUGAAUCCCUGUGGUUUGAUGAGGAAUUGAACAAUUGUAUAGUUGAGAGGGAUGAGGCAAAAGGAAUGGCAAUUAAUUCUGGCUGCACAACCGAUUGGCAAAUGUAUUACAAAUUGAGAAAUCAUGUGACUAAACUGAAUAAAAAGAAGAAGAAACUACACUAUGAAACUAAGAUAAAUAACAAAGUAUGAUUAGUAAAAAGCUUUGGAGCACCUUAAAUGAAAUUUUUUUGGGGGGGAAGGCAAAUUCAGCUCUAUCAUUCAUUGAAUCAGAUGGCUCAUUCAUCACAAAACCCACUGAUAUUGCCAACUACUUUAAUUAUUCUUUCAUUGGCAAGAUUAGCAAAUUUAGGCAUGACAUGCCAGCAACAAAUUCUGACACUACACAUCCAAGUAUAUCUGACCAAUUUAUGAAAGAAAAACAUUGUAAUUUUGAAUUCUGUAAAGUGAGUGUGGAAGAGGUGAAACAAUUGUCUAUCAACAAUGACAAGGCACCGGGGUCUGACAACUUGGAUGGAAAAUUACUGAGGAUGAUAGCGGACGAUAUUGCCACUCCUAUUUGCCAUAUUUUCAAUUUAAGCCUACUAGAAAGUGUGUGCCCCCAGGCUAGGAGGGAAGCAAAAGUCAUUCUGCUACCUAAGAAUAGUAAAGCCCCCUUUACUGGCUCAAACAGCCGACCAAUUAGCCUGUUACCAACCCAUAGUAAACUUUUGGAAAAAAUUGUGUUUGACCAAAUACAAUGUUAUUCUACAGAAAACAAAUUGACAACAAACGUUCAGCAUGCUUACAGGGAAGGACAUUCAACAAGCACAUACACAAAUGACUGAUUAUUGGCUGAGAGAAAUGUUUAAUAAAAAGAUUGUGUGGGCUUUGUUGUUCGACUUCAGUGCAGUUUUUGAUAUUAUCGAUCAUAGUCUGCUGCUGUAAAAACGUAUGUGUUAUGGCUUUACACCCCCUGCUAUAUUGUGGAUAAAGAGUUACCUGUCUAACAGAACACAGAGGGUGUUCUUUAAUGGACGCCUCGCCAACAUAAUCCAGGUAGAAUCAGGAAUUCCCCAGGGCAGCUGUCUAGGCCCCUUACUUUCUUCAAUCUUUACUAACGACACGAGGAAAGCCAGUGUGUCUAUGUAUGCGGAUGACUAAACACUAUACAUGUCAGCUAAUACAGUGACUGAAUUGAGUGCAACACUUAACAAAGAGCUGCAGUUAGUUUCAGAGUGGGUGGCAAGGAAUAAGUUAGUCCUAAGUAUUUCUAAAACUAAAAGCAUUGUAUUUGGGACAAAUCAUUCAACUAAAUCUUGUAAUAAAAAAUGUGGAAAUUGAGCAAGUUGAGGUGACAACUGUUUGGAGUAACCCUGGAUUAUGAACUGUCAUGGUCAAAACAUAUUGAUACAACAGAAACUAAGUCUGUCCAUAAUAAAACGCUGCUCUACCUUCUUAACAGCACUAUCAACAAGGCAGGUCCUACAGGCUCUAGUUUUGUCGCACCUGGACUACUGUUCAGUCGUGUGGUCAGCUGCCACAAAAAGGGACUUAGGAAAAUUGCAAUUGGCUCAGAACAGGGCAGCACGGCUGGCCCUUGGAUGUACACAGAGAGCUAAUAUUAAUAAUAUGCAUGUCAAUCUCUCCUGGCUCAAAGUGGAGGAGAGAUUGACUUCAUCACUACUUGUAUUUAUGAGAGGUAUUGACAUGUUGAAUGCACCGUGCUGUCUGUUUUGAACUACUGGCGCACAGCUCGGACACCCAUGCAUACCCCACAAGACAUGCCACCAGAGGUCUCUUCACGGUCCCCAAGUCCAGAACAGACUUUGGGAGGCGCACAGUACUACAUAGAGCCAUGACUACAUGGAACUCUAUUCCACAUCAAGUAACUGAUGCAAGCAGUAAAAUUAGAUUGAAAAAAAACUGAUCAAAAUACACCUUAUGGAACAGCGGGGACUGUGAAGCAACACAAACAUAGACACAUGCAUACACACACACGAUAACAUACGCACUAUACACACACGUACACACGUAUUUUGUACUGUAGAUAUGUGGUAGUGGUGGAGUAGGGGCCUGAGGGCACACAGUGCGUUGUAAAUGUAUUGUAAUGUUUUAAACAUUUUAAAAACAGCCUUAAUUUUGCUGAACCCCAGGAAGAUUAUGGAAGAAUGGGGAUCCAUAAUAAAAACAAAUACAAAUACACACUAUGAGGUUAACAUCAUUGCUUGCCUGGUGACUACUAGAUUGAGAUUUGUAUUUGUCCUCUGUCUUCCCCAUUAGCUGCUGCCGAGGUAGCAGCUACUCUUCCUGGGGUCCAGCAACAUUAAGGCAGUUCUAUACAAUAAAAAAUAUUACAGGACAUUACAUUUCAUAAUACUUUUCACAACACAUUAAGUGUGUUCCCUCAGGUCACUACAUAUCUACAACACAAAAUCCAUGUGUACGUGUGUCUGUAGAGUGCGUUUCUUAUCAUGUGUAUGUGUGUCUGUGCCUGUGUGUGUGUCUCUUCACGGUCCCCGCUGUUCCAUAAGGUGUAUUUUUAUCUGUUUUUUUAAAUCUCAUUCUACUGCUUCCAUCAGUUACCUGAUGUGGAAUAGAGUUCCAUGUAGCCAUGGCUCUACGUAGUACUGUGCGCCUCCCAUAGUCUGUUCUUGACUUGGGGAUUGUGCAUUCAGCAUGUCAACACUUCUUACAAAAACAUGUAGUGAUGAAGUCAAUCUCUCCUCCACUUUGAGCCAUGAGAGAUUUACAUGCAUAUCUGCUUAUCGCAGUCUUAUCUAUGCUUUUAUAUCAGGUCCGUGCAAAGGUGCGAGAAAUAGAGGAGCAGGUCAAGGACCGAGGGCAGGCUGUGGAGUUCCGCUGGUCCUUUGAUAAAUGUCAGGAGACAACUGCUGGUAAAGAAACUGCUGAUAAGAUCAUAGGCACCUAUACAAUUACACAAUAAUACAUCCAGACAAUGACUCUAUGGGCCGGUUUCCCAGACAAAGAUUAAGGCUAGUCUUGGACUAAAAAUCUAUUUCAAUGGAGAUUCUCCAUUGAGCAUGCUUUUUAGUUCAGCACUAGGCUUAAUCUGUGUCCGGGUUAACCAGCCCUAGGUGUAUAAGGAAAAUGGAAAUGAGCAACAUUUAGUGUUUUACUUGGAAUAAUUGUACUUUUUUUUUUCUUUCACCAGGCUUUACCAUUGGGAGGGUCCUACACACCCUGGAGGUUCUAGACAACCACAGCUUUGAGAAGUCAGACUUCAGCAAUUCCCUUGAUUCCCUUUACAACCGCAUCUUUGGCUCGGGCCAGAGCAAAGACGGCCACGAGGUAAAGAUGUUUUCCAUCAAUACUGCAGCGCUCUCUAAGAUGAGCACUCCUGCAUAUGUCAAGUCUGAAGACUUCAAUGGUUUUCAAUUGCAGAUGAAAAGGCAAAAUUUCAAGUGUGAGCAAGAGCACAACUAACACCACCUGGAAAAAAUUCUGCUUCCUCAGAUUCCAUUUGGCCCUUGUCAUUACAGUAUAACACAUUACAUUUCUUCUUCUGGGGACAAUUAACUGCAUUCUAUUUGACUCUAUUCUAUUUGAAUAUAUUCUUCUAGAAACACUACAUAGAGGUCUCCAGACACAGGUUUCCCUGCUCUAUGGUCCUUGCCCUGACAUGUUUCUCUGUGUAGAUGUCCCCUGACGACGACGCGGUGGUGACCCUGCUGUGUGAGUGGGCGGUGUGCUGCAAGAGGUCUGGCCGCCACAGGGCCAUGGUGGUGGCCAAGCUACUGGAGAAGAGACAGGCGGAGAUCGAAGCCGAGGUGAGGGAGAGGCCCACACAAAUGCACACUUGCGCACACACACAUAUACACACACACAAAUACACUCUGACAAUGGCAGAGUUUCCGCAUCAUGACUACAGCACCGUGACUGCUCCCUGCUCCACAAUGACACGGGCCCAUGAGUCACUCAGCCACGACUGUUCCUGAGGUUUCUCCUUUGUUGCCUCUUGAAAACAGGUCUCUCUUGCAAAAUAGAUUUGAUUUUGUAUUCCCCCUGUAAGGUAUAUUUGCUCAAUGGCAGUGGUUCUCACACUAUGCGUGUGAUUGUGUGUGUUCACAGAGGUGCGGCGAGUCGGAGGUGGUGGAUGAGAAAGGAUCGGUGUCAUCGGGCUCUCUCUCAGCGGCCACUCUGCCUGUGUUUCAGGACGUGCUCCUACAGUUCCUGGACACCCAGGCCCCCAUGCUCAGUGAGACUGCCCUUCACUUCACUCAUACCACUAUUCAAUUAUAUUCCCUUAUUUUGGUUGUCUGCAGCUACGUCCCUAAGGGCACCCUAUUCUCUAUAAAGCACUACUUUUCACCAGGGCCCAUAUGUCACGUUUGACCACAGCCCUAUUGGCCCUGGUCAAAAGUAGUGCACUAUAAAUGGAAUAUAGGGUGCCAUUUAGGCUCUCUGCAUCUCUUGAUAUUGCUCUUGAUUCCAUCACUCUUUUGGAUUUCCGGUCUGCCCAACGGUUGAGUUGUUAUGCACUACUAUGUCUCUGGGACUUGAGCCAUGCUGUACUGCGCUGGUCUAGUUACACAUCCACCCUAGUGCUGAAAAGGACAAUGUGAAAAGAAAACAUCCGCAACAGCACAGUAUUGUUCGGGUCGGCACGAUAGUGGGAAAAGGGUAUUGGUGUUGGGUUAGCUAAACUUAAUAAGGGUCUUGUGCGGCUUAGUUGGUAGAGCAUGGCGCUUGCAUCAGGAUAAUGCGUUCGAUUCCCGCUUGGGCCACCCAUACGAAAAUGUAUGUUAGUCGCUUUGGAUAAAAGUGUUUGCUAAAUGUCAUAUUAUUAUAUUAUAAACCUUUCUGUUACUGCUGCUAAUGCUGGAGUGUAUAGUGACAAACUAUCUCCCUCUGUCCCUCCUUAGCUGAGCCGAGCAACGAGAGCGAGCGUGUGGAGUUCUCCAACCAGGUGCUUCUCUUCUGCGAGCUCAUCCGCCACGAUGUCUUCUCCCACAACAUCUACAUGUGCACGCUCAUCUCCCGCGGCGACCUGGCCUCUGACUCCCACCUGCCCCGCCCCCGUUCCCCUAGCGACGAGCCCUCGGACGAAUCGGAGCGCAAGGAGGCUGGCAGCAGUGUCAAGAACGAGGCAUGUUAUGUGGAGGCGGCUGGUGUUGUUGUUGUUUUAGUGUGCAUGAUGAAUCAUCUUACAUUUAUAUUUGAGUCAUGUGUCACGCCCCAUCAUCAGUAGUUACUCAUUGCUUUUGAAUUGAUUUGGGGAAUAAAACUUGUAUUUUCUUCCUUUUCUUUUCGCAGGACACUGGUCUCUCAGAGUCAAUGGAGAUUGAUCACAACUCGAGUACUAAUUUCGAUGAGGUAAGUGUUUAUGUAUCAUGUCUUAGAUGAUACGAGUAGAAAUUGGCAGCCACUGUAAUGUGCACUAGUGAAUAUUCUCCCUGGCACAACUAUAGUAUUCAUACCUGUACUUCAUCCUACUUUCCCAUUGACCUCUGGAUAACCUUUCCAUGCUGUGUGCAGCCCUAUUCAUUUUAGCGGUCUCUUGUUUUGUAGAUGUUUUCUCCCCCCAUGCACUGUGAGUCAAAGGGCAGCCCCUCCCCCGAGAAGACUGCCCUGGAGCAAGAAGGGAAGGGCGCCUGCAAAGACAAGGGCCUGGAUCCUGCCUUUCCAUUGGUGUACGAGCAGCCCCGCCACAUCCAGUAUGCCACCCACUUCCCCAUCCCCCAGGUAAGCAGUCCAGAGAGAGGCUUUUGCUAGCUCAGCUCUAACACACAGAUGGAAUUUAAUCUGGGACAUCAGUGCAACUCUAGACCAUGUUAGCCCUCUGAGCAAAAGCGUAGGCUCUGGGAGCCAAGUUUACUUAUCACCCCAGCAAAGCUUUGUGAACUACCGCCGCUACAUUGGCACAUACAGUGGGGGGAAAAAGUAUUUAGUCAGCCACCAAUUGUGCAAGUUCUCCCAGUUAAAAAGAUGAGAGAGGCCUGUAAUUUUCAUCAUAGGUACACGUCAACUAUGACAGACAAAUUGAGAGAAAAAAUCCAGAAAAUCACAUUGUAGGAUUUUUUAUGAAUUUAUUUGCAAAUUAUGGUGGAAAAUAAGUAUUCGGUAACAUACAAACAAGCAAGAUUUCUGGCUCUCACAGACCUGUAACUUCUUCUUUAAGAGGCUCCUCUGUCCUCCACUCGUUACCUGUAUUAAUGGCACCUGUUUGAACUUGUUAUGAGUAUAAAAGACAACUGUCCACAACCUCAAACAGUCACACUCCAAACUCCACUAUGGCCAAGACCAAAGAGCUGUCAAAGGACACCAGAAACAAAAUUGUAGACCUGCACCAGGCUGGGAAGAUUGAAUCUGCCAAACCAAGCAGCUUGGUUUGAAGAAAUCAACUGUGGGAGCAAUUAUUAGGAAAUGGAAGACAUACAAGACCACUGAUAAUCUCCCUCGAUCUGGGGCUCCACGCAAGAUCUCACCCUGUGGGGUCAAAAUGAUCACAAGAACGGUGAGCAAAAAUCCCAGAACCACACGGGGGGACCUAGUGAAUGACCUGCAGAGAGCUGGGACCAAAGUAACAAAGCCUACCAUCAGUAACACACUACGCCGCCAGGGACUCAAAUCCUGCAGUGCAAGACGUGUCCCCCUGCUUAAGCCAGUACAUGUCCAGGCCCGUCUGAAGUUUGCUAGAGUGCAUUUGGAUGAUCCAGAAGAGGAUUGGGAGAAUGUCAUAUGGUCAGAUGAAACCAAAAUAGAACUUUUUGGUAAAAACUCAACUCGUCGUGUUUGGAGGACAAAGAAUGCUGAGUUGCAUCCAAAGAACACCAUACCUACUGUGAAGCAUGGGGGUGGAAACAUCAUGCUUUGGGGCUGAUUUUCUGCAAAGGGACCAGGACGACUGAUCCGUGUAAAGGAAAGAAUGAAUGGGGCCAUGUAUCGUGAGCUUUUGAGUGAAAACCUCCUUCCAUCAGCAAGGUUAUUGAAGAUGAAAUGUGGCUGGGUCUUUCAGCAUGACAAUGAUCCCAAACACACCGCCCGGGCAACGAAGGAGUGGCUUCGUAAGAAGCAUUUCAAGGUCCUGGAGUGGCCUAGCCAGUCUCCAGAUCUCAACACCAUAGAAAAUCUUUGGAGGGAGUUGAAAGUCUGUGUUGCCCAGCGACAGCCCCAAAACAUCACUGCUCUAGAGGAGAUCUGCAUGGAGGAAUGGGCCAAAAUACCAGCAACAGUGUGUGAAAACCUUGUGAAGACUUACAGAAAACGUUUGACCUGUGUCAUUGCCAACAAAGCGUAUAUAACAAAGUAUUGAGAAACUUUUGUUAUUGACCAAAUACUUAUUUUCCACCAUAAUUUGCAAAUAAAUUCAUUAAAAAUCCUACAAUGUGAUUUUCUUGAUUUUUUUUUUCUAAUUUUGUCUGUCAUAGUUGACAUGUACCUAUGAUGAAAAUUACAGGACUCUCUCAUCUUUUUAAGUGGGAGAACUUGCACAAUUAGUGGCUGACUAAAUACUUUUUUCCCCCACUGUAUUGUUGGGUUGUUGGUGCAACUCAAGGUCAUGUUAGCCCUUCAAGCUAAAGCCUUUACUUGCGUUACCUCUGGGAGCUAACACACAUUUUCAGGUUUCUGGUAUUGCUUUGCACACAACCUCCACUACAUAGCCUAUGCACAAAUGUACUCACUUCUUGACACAGUUAGCCCUUUGAGCUAAAGCCUAGGCAUUCACUAAGGGUGCUAACACAAUUCUGCAGAUCUCAGAUAACUCCUAACAAGAGCUGCUGCUUUCAAGGAGCAGGACACUAAUCCGGACACUUAUAAGAAAUCCCGCUAUGCCCUCAGACGAACCAUCAAACAGGCAAAGCGUCAAUACAGGACUAAGAUUUAAUCCUACUACGCUGGCUCUGACGGUUGUCGGAUGCCUUUUAAAUGCCUUUUAUGCUCGCUUCGAGGCAAGCAACACUGAAGCACGAUUGUUUGAUCACGCUCUCCGUAGCCGAUGUGAGCAAGACCUUUUAAACAGGUCAACAUUUACAAGGCCGCGGGGCCAGACGGAUUACCAGGACGUGUACUCAGGGCAUGCGCAGACCAACUGGCAAGUGUCUUCAAUGACAUUUUCAACCUCUCCCUGACAGAGUCUGUAAUACCUACAUGUUUCAAGCAGACCACCAUUGUCCCUGUGCCCAAGAAAGCGAAGGCAACCUGCUUAAAUGACUACUGCCCCGUAGCACUCAUAUCAGUAGCCAUGAAGUGCUUUGAAAGGCUGGUCAUGGCUCACAUUAACACCAUCAUCCCUGAAACCCUAGACCCAUUCCAAUUCACAUACCGCCCCAACAAAUCCACAGAUGACGCAAUCGCACUCCACACUGCUCUUUCCCACCUGAACAAAAGGAACACCUAUGUGAGAAUGCUGUUCAUUGACUACAGCUCAGCGUUCAACACCAUAGUGCCCAAAAAGCUCAUCACUAAGCUAAGGACCCUGGGACUAAACACCUCCCUCUGCAACUGGAUCCUGGACUUCCUGACGGGCCGCCCCCAGGUGGUAAGGGUAGGCAACAACACAUCUGCCACACUGAUCCUCAACACAGGGGCCCCUCAGGGGUGCGUACUCAGUCCCCUCCUGUACUCCCUGACCGGUUGCAUCACCGCCUGGUAUGGCGACUGCUCGGCAUCCGACCGUAAGGCGCUACAGAGGGUAGUACGUACGGCCCAGUACAUCACUGGGGCCAAGCUUCCUGCCAUCCAGGACCUAUAUACUAGGCGCGGUGUCAGAGGAAGGCCCAAAAAAUUGUCAAAGACUCCAGUCACCCAAGUCAUAGACUGUUCUCUCUGCUACCGCACGGCAAGCGGUACCGGAGCGCCAAGUCUAGGUCCAAAAGGCUCCUUAACAGCUUCUACCCCCAAGCCAUAAGACUGCUGAUCAAUUAAUCAAAUGGCCACCCGGACUAUUUACAAUGACAAAAUGAGUAGUUGCAUAAAUCUUCUCCGCCCCAUGGCAUAAUGAAUUGCAGCAAACUUGCUUUAAAACUGCAAAAUGUUCUGUAGGCCCCAUGGCAAAAUGUGUAGAAUGGCAGAAAGUGUACUCAAACUUUUUUCUCUCCGCUGUCAAUAGGGGGGGGCUAAAAUGUUUUGCUCGCAAGGUGAGUGGGAGGGGGGGUCCUCAACAAAAUGUUGUUUAGGUCCACCAAAAGGCUAGGGCUAGCUCUGACUGCAUGUGUGGGUAUGGAUGUGGGUACCAGUACGGCCCCUCAUCAUGAGUUCAGAUUUUCUGUGGCCCCCACCCCCAUCAAAGUUGCCCAUCCCUGGUCUAGGUAUUAGCUGUAAGUGCCAACAUAAGUCUUCAGAUCUCAGGCUACAUGAACUACUUCCACUACAUAACGCUCAGUGCAUACAUUGACUGACUUGUUGUCGUUCCCAGGAGGAGAGUGCCAGCCACGAGUGCAACCAGCGCCUGGUGGUGCUCUACGGCGUGGGCAAGCAGCGAGACGAAGCAAGGCACGCCAUCAAGAAAAUCACCAAAGACAUCUUGAAGGUGCUCAACCGCAAAAGCACAGCAGAGACCGGUAAGACCCUUGCUGUUGGUGUACAUGCUUUAUGAUUGAUGAUGCUAACUGCUUGUAUUACCUUAUCUAUGGGCCUUCUAUUUCCCUAGUGCAAAAUGGCAUGUUUGAUGUAUUUCUCUCUGCAGUUGCUUUUAGCAUGUUUCACGUAGAGAGAUAAGAAAGACUAUGCUCAUUCUGGAAACUCGAGACUCUGACAUGACUUUGAGCACCAGUUGUGAUGUGCAACCAUAGAUUUAUGGAGCGAGGUUAUAUACUCCCACAACUCUCAGCAGAUGUGCUCCCUGUAUAUCACAUUACAGAUAAUGUUUGUGCAGAUUGCAGCGAGCCGUUAUCUUGUUAACAUAGUUUUUUAUGGACGCUGUGCCUGUUUUUACGCUGGCUCAGCUCUCGGGCUACCUCACAAAUGGCACCCUAUUCCUACAUAAUGCACUAUUUAGGGAAUAGGGUGCGAUUGUUGACGCACAACUCUGCUGUUAAAUCUGCCACAAUCUUAUCCCCUCAGUAACGUUUCCCAAGUUGAAAACUGACCUCAGAAACCUUCAUUUCUUUACUCGCAACACUCUUUCCCCCCCUCUGUUCUUCAUUAUAGAACACAGGCUUUUGACUUUUUUGACGAUUGACCUCAGGGCUCGCAUCCUUCAUUCAAUAUUCAUUUUCAUCCUGUCCAAUUUCUAUGCUAAUAGCUGUCAUUUGCUGCCACCCAUCUUAUUUCUCAGCGCAUGUGACCUUAACAAGGGCUUUUUGAAAAGUUACAAUUAUGCAGGCUAAAGUGCUUUAUGCUUAUUUCAUUCAAGUAAUUUCAGUUCAGCCAUACAGUGAGGGGAAAAAAGUAUUUGAUCCCCUGCUGAUUUUGUACGUUUACCCACUGACAAAGAAAUGAUCAGUCUAUAAUUUUAAUGGUAGGUUUAUUUGAACAGUGAGAGACAGAAUAACAACAAAAAAAUCCAGAAAAACGCAUGUCAAAAAAUUUAUAAAUUGAUUUGCAUUUUAAUGAGGGAAAUAAGUAUUUGACCCCCUCUCAAUCAGAAAGAUUUCUGGCUCCCAGGUGUCUUUUAUACAGGUAACGAGCUGAGAUUAGGAGCACACUCUUAAAGGGAAUGCCCCUAAUCUCAGCUUGUUACCUGUAUAAAAGACACCUGUCCAUAGAAGCAAUCAAUCAAUCAGAUUCCAAACUCUCCACCAUGGCCAAGACCAAAUAACUCUCCAAGGAUGUCAGGGAUAAGAUUGUAGACCUACACAAGGCUGGAAUGGGCUACAAGACCAUCGCCAAGCAGCUUGGUGAGAAGGUGACAACAGUUGGUGCGAUUAUUCGCAAAUGGAAGAAACACAAAAUAACUGUCAAUCUCCCUUGGCCUGGGGCUCCAUGCAAGAUCUCACCUCGUGGAGUUGCAAUGAUCAUGAGAACGGUGAGGAAUCAGCCCAGAACUACACGGGAGGAUCUUGUAAAUGAUCUCAAGGCAGCUGGGACCAUAGUCACCAAGAAAACAAUUGGUAACACACUACGCCGUGAAGUACUGAAAUCCUGCAGCGCCCGCAAGGUCCCCCUGCUCAAGAAAGCACAUAUACAGGGCCGUCUGAAGUUUGCCAAUGAACAUCUGAAUGAUUCAGAGGAGAACUGGGUGAAAGUGUUGUGGUCAGAUGAGACCAAAAUGGAGCUCUUUGGCAUCAACUCAACUCGCCGUGUUUGGAGGAGGAGGAAUGCUGCCUAUGACCCCAAGAACACCAUCCCCACGGUCAAACAUGGAGGUGGAAACAUUAUGCUUUGGGGGUGUUUUUCUGCUAAGGGGACAGGACAACUUCACCGCAUCAAAGGGACGAUGGACGGUCAAAUCUUGGGUGAGAACCUCCUUCCCUCAGCCAGGGCAUUGAAAAUGGGUCGUGGAUGGGUAUUCCAGCAUGACAAUGACCCAAAACACACGGCCAAGGCAACAAAGGAGUGGCUCAAGAAGAAGCACAUUAAGGUCCUGGAGUGGCCUAGCCAGUCUCCAGACCUUAAUCCCAUAGAAAAUCUGUGGAGGGAGCUGAAGGUUCGAGUUGCCAAACGUCAGCCUCGAAACCUUAAUGACUUGGAGAAGAUCUGCAUAGAGGAGUGGGACAAAAUCCCUCCUGAGAUGUGUGCAAACCUGGUGGCCAACUACAAGAAACGUCUGACCUCUGUGAUUGCCAACAAGGGUUUUGCCACCAAGUACUAAGUCAUGUUUUGCAGAGGGGUCAAAUACUUAUUUCCCUCAUUAAAAUGCAAAUCAAUUUAUAACAUUUUUGACAUGCAUUUUUUCUGGAUUUUGUUGUUGUUAUUCUGUCUCUCACUGUUCAAAUAAACCUACCAUUAAAAUUAUAGACUGAUCAUGUCUUUGUCAGUGGGCAAACGUACAAAAUCACCAGGGGAUCAAAUACUUUUUUCCCUCAGUGUAUUUCUGCUUAGGAGUUGAGCGGAUGUCCUUCUGGUUAAAAUCAUAUUUCCCUUGUGCUUUGCAUAAACUUCUCUUUUCCUUUUUUAUAUUUUAAUUGUGCUAUUUGAGCACUAUCUUUUAUAAUGUCCAUUUUAAAAGGGCAUAGGGUGCCAUUUGGGACGUAACCAUGUCAUCAGACGACCUCUGACCUUUGAGAAAGGCCCUGUAUGUAAUAGUAGACUUUCUCUUCUCUCUCAGGAGGAGAGGAAGGACAGAAGAGGAAGAGGAGUAAGCCCGAGGCCUUCCCCACAGCAGAGGACAUCUUCUCCAAAUUCCAGCAUCUCUCCCACUUUGACCAGCACCAGGUCACCUCUCAGGUGAGAGAGACCCCCCCCCCCCCCCCCCCCCCCCUCUCAAGUUAUUCUGUAAAAAUAGAUACUGAUGAUAUGUCCACCAUUCAAUACUUCCAAGGAAGUCGCAUUUAAAUGAUUCCCAUAAAACCACAUCUUUCACUGCAAACUGAUAUUUUCAAUUACCUUUAUUUUAAUACUAGAGUAUGUAAUGUUAUGGAUAUUCACAGUUAUGUAUUUACAGUAGGCCUGUGUGGAUGUGUGAAUAACCCUUUUGCCCUUCUCUCUGACUAGGUGUCCAGGAAUGUUCUGGAACAGAUCACCAGCUUUGCCUUAGGGAUGUCCUAUCACCUGCCCCUGGUCCAGCACAUCCAGUUCAUAUUUGACCUCAUGGAGUACUCCCUCAACAUUAGUGGCCUCAUCGACUUUGCCAUUCAGGUACAGCUUUAUCUCUAAUGUCAAUGCAUUUGAUCAUAGCGUUGAAUUACACUUCUCGUAGUUAUACAGUUAUAUUUUCUAUUUUAUUCCAUGGAUGGUUUUAAUAUUUUUCUAACUAACCUUCUCUCGCUUCCCCUUUCCCGUGCCUGUGUGUGUGUGUGUGUACCUGUGUAUCUAGCUGCUGAACGAGCUGAGCCUGGUGGAGGCAGAGCUGCUGCUCAAGUCGUCCAGCCUGGUGGGCAGCUACACCACGGGCUUGUGUCUGUGCAUCGUGGCCGUGCUGCGGAGGUACCACUCCUGCCUCAUCCUCAACCCCGAGCAGACGGCGCAGGUCUUUGACGGGUAAGUCACACAAGCUUAACUAUUCACUUCAAUAGCCUGGGGCGCUAUCCAACCCCUAGGCAUUCAGCUCUAUUAUAUAGCCUGGUUGCCAGUCUGAAUCGUCUUUAGCCAUUGUAUGGGCAAGGCAGUGACAUGGCGUUAUUGAAUACAGAAACAGUCAGAUACGUAUUCACUGCCUAUAAACCCGUCUCUGUUUUAUACAGACCUAGGUCAUAAAAAAUUAUAGCUAAAUCAAAUACUUUAGUAUCAAAUACGCCCCUCAAGUACUUUGGAGUUUGCACUUUUGGGACUAUUCCAUUGGUCCCCUUGUAUCCUGCAAACUCAAUUCAACCGGUCUUCCAUAACUCAUUUAGUACAGGAAGCUUUCUGUCCUUUGUUGUUUUGCAUUAACGUGUUGAAUUCUAUUCAUUGAGCAGGUUGCGCAUCGUGGUGAAGUCAGGGGUGAACCCUGCAGACUGCUCCUCAGCCGAGCGCUGCAUCCUGGCCUACCUGUAUGACCUCUAUACCUCCUGCAGUCACCUCAAGAGCAAGUUUGGAGAGAUCUUCAGGUAA